Homalodisca vitripennis (glassy-winged sharpshooter) is the source of this 1178-nucleotide messenger RNA. RefSeq names its product R3H domain-containing protein 4-like. The record is from RefSeq and is a predicted model, not a curated record. The transcript has 7 exons. Gene Ontology annotation, molecular function: nucleic acid binding. The coding region runs from base 139 to 1017 and encodes 292 amino acids. NCBI's taxonomy places the organism in Eukaryota, Metazoa, Arthropoda, Insecta, Hemiptera, Cicadellidae.
GUUGCAAACAGAAUCACGGAACACUGUCAUCUUGUCUGCUUUGUAUAUGUUUAUUGUUUAUCUGAGUCAUUUUGAACUUAGAGGUUAAAACUUUCGAGAAGGUUUAUCUGAUAACAUUCUGAUUAGUUCAGUGUUAAAAUGGGGUUUUUAAGAACACCAAAUGAAAAAUAUAUUGCACCAGAAGAGCACCAAAUUCAUAUUGAAGUAUUAGAACCAUCAUCCAGCAGUGAUGAAGAGGAGGAUGAAGAUGUCUUGCCACAGCCAGCGCAUGUACCACGGGCACGGUACCAUCGGCGCAGGCUGGGUCAGGCAUUCCACCAAGCAAUGCUACAGGCAUAUCAAGAUGGAGUUAAUGGACCAUCAAAUGUUAGAAGGAUCUCAGGAAUAUACAUGUGCAGGAACUAUAAAGUGGGUCGUAAACGCUCCCGUCGCUUAGAUAACUCUGCAUUUCUGCAAUCCUUGGGAAAACAAGGUGAAGAUGAUAUGUAUGAAGAUAUAAUUCAACAAGAGCCAACAGUAUUCGAGAGGCUUCUCUGUGAUGAGAAAGCUAUGGAGAUAUGGGAGUCUUUUACUUCACAGCCAGAAGAAGAACAGCACACAUUCCUUACAGGUCAAGUGACACUUGAGCAUGCCAAGCAAAGGGCUACCAAGGAAAGAUGUGGCGAAAACUCUUUGAAUAAGAGCAAACCCUCUGUGGGCAAAAAGUGCUUCAAGAAGAUUUGUCCUCAUGUUCAAGAGUUUUUAAACAGUGAAAAUAUGCCUAAGACAACCUUGUUAAACCUUGAACCUCGUCUUAUUGAGUUUUUUGAAAGUGAGCCUGAAGGCCAUUACGUGUCAGAUCCUCUGAAUAAUGACGAUAGAAAGGUUAUCCAUGGCCUUGCUCAAUACCUUGAUCUCUGCUCUCAAAGUUUCAAUUCCCAGAUCAGUUAUGAUCAUCGCUGUACAAGGGUCACAAAUCCCAAAUCCACCUUCGUCACCCCCACCGUCCUUCUUUCUCAGUUUCUUGGAAUUAGGUAAUGCCGUUUUACCAGUCUUGCAGUCUGCCCAACAGACUAUCAGCUUUUUCAUCCGGCAUUUAAAAAAUCUACAUAGUCCAUCUAAUAUUGGGUUUUGGGUGGUUCUUCAUUUAAGAAUGUUAUAAAUGUUGGUAAUGAAUUAAAAUGUAAAGUAAACGAAUU